Molecule: messenger RNA, 5509 nt
Organism: Alosa alosa (allis shad)
Lineage: Eukaryota; Metazoa; Chordata; Actinopteri; Clupeiformes; Clupeidae
Gene: prr36b
Product: serine/arginine repetitive matrix protein 2
Exons: 5
Coding region: 427-4356 (1309 amino acids)
Source: RefSeq, a predicted model, not a curated record
UUCGCCUUGGUAAAACCCUCUGUACCGCCCGUCCAUCCGUUCGACCCAGGGAGUGUGCGUGGACUGCUAAAGCGUUGUCCCAUUCUUUGGUUGCGACGUGCACAUCACUCCUGAAAACGGCAGUCUACAGAAAGGGUCUCUUGGCGGUUCAGAUUCACCGUUUAGUUCAUAGAUUGCUGUGCUCGACAGGGUUGUUUAUUUAUCGAGCUCGUUUUAUCUGUGGAUUCCAUCUAGACAGCCAAGGACACAGACAACAUUUGGGCGUAGCUUUCUGAAAGGAAGAACUGUUCUACGAGGUCAGCCAGACUGUAGGAAGCUGCCCAAGCUCUGCUCUUUUCUCUGCGCUCCUCCUGACGGUGUUGCGAGUGCCCUCCUUCCGCAUCCCAACACCAACAUCCCGAGACGGGCCGCCAGGACUGAGACGUCAUGAAACCUGAUGGGGUUGUCACAGCAACAAUGGAGCCGAUGGAGUUGCUGGACGCUGACCCUGUGAUAGAGACGGUGCCGCCAGUGGGUGAAGGGGCAGACCAGGUGUCCCCUCCUUCGAUGGAGUCACAGGAGACGGGACAGGGUGAGCCACAGCCUGCCGAGACGCCGGCCCCCGCCGCCAAGACAGACAAGAUCGACAAACCGGCGGAUCCCAAAGCCAAGACGAAGGGCCCGGCCAAGCCGAAGACAACAGGAACUGCAGGGACAAAGCCUGCCUCUAGGCCUGGCACUGCCCAGAGUCGCCUGCAGAAUGGCACACAGAAACCUCAGACCAACGGAGUGACCAAGAAACCCACCAUGGGCACCGCAGACAAGAAGACCACGUCUACCACUGGCCCGGCCAAAAAGCCCGCUGGCACUACGGGGGCACUGGCCUCACGGUCACCCACUAAGCCGGCUGAGCGGAAAUCCACCGGAGCCACCCGUCCCACCUCUGCUCCUAAUGCCGUCAAUGGAGCAAAGACAGGGACAGCUCAGCCGCUUAGAAAGACCCCAUCUGCAACGAGCAGUGAAGCGAAAACCAAACCAAAAACCACAGCCCCAGCCUCCAGACCCACCUCUGCAGCUCCCAAGCCUAGUACAGCUGCCUCCACCAAAUCUGAUAGGCCGCCAGUUUCCAAGACAACAAGGCCUGUCAGUGGUCCUCCAAGCUCUAGGCCCUCUUCUGCGGCACCCAAGACAGCCACAUCCAAGACGACAACGCCAACCAAGCCAGCCACACCGAGGACAGGCACAACAGCUAGCAAACCGGCCACACCUAAAACAGGCUCCACAACGCCCUCUGCUGGACGCACUCCAACGCCAGCCUCAAAGACCACAACUCCUGUAAAGAAAGAUGUCAGCAAGCCAAGUACUCCAGCAGCCAAGAAACCGGCAGCCUCCCCUCUCACUCGGCCUUCCCCAGCCAAGACCACCAAGCCAGACACCCCCAAGUCAACCCCCGCAGCAAAGCCAGACUCUACCAAGAAGCCUGCUGCCAGCAGUAGAACAGCAGAUGCCAAGACGCCCAGCAAGCCCAAGGAGGCCAAAUCAACACCAUCAAAAGAAGCUACUACCACCUCUAAAACGCCUGGCGCUAGGCCCGGUACGGCCAAGUCGGCCAGUCCCAAAAAGGCAGUGGGCAGCAAUACGCCAACGCCAGUGAAGCGUGGCCCAAAGCCAACGGUGGCUGCCCAGCCAGAACCCAAGGAGGAGGAGAAGCAGGAUGCCACUCCUGCAGUGGCUGCUGUUGCUGCUGUCGCCGCUGCUGGUGCUGCGGCAGCUCUGGCCAGCGUCACUGUUUCAGAGCCUGAAGUUGCUGUGGAGCCCGUACCGGCACCCGUACCUGCACUCGUACCCGCACCCGUGGAAGAGCCUGUGGCUAAAUCACCUGAACCUGAAGUGCCCCAGUUGGCGGCCCAGUUAGACCUGGUUCACCUGGAGGAUACCGUGACCUCCCCAUCUCCCCUGGGCACCACAGUGAUGUCCCCACCUACUUCACCUGUGGGUCCCCCAACCAUGCCCAUGGAGUGCCAGGGCUCUGCUGCUCCCAUGCUGGACAUGCAUGAUCAGGACGAGCCCUGGGCUCACAAUCAGGCCAUGCCAGCCUCCUAUGAUGCCAUGCCAGAGGAUUUUGUUGAAGAGGAGGUGAAAGUUCAGGAUGAUUUUCACGUUUCCAUGCCUGAGGCUAAGACAGAAACGACACUCACCCUGGAAGCUAAACCUGAUCUGUUCGCUCCAGAUCACUUCUCCGGAGCUUCCCCGGCAGAUCACCUCUCCAGCACUUCCCCGGCAGAUCACCUCUCCGGAGCUUUCCCGGCAGAUCACCUCUCCAGCACUUCCCCGGCAGAUCACCUCUCCGGAGCUUUCACGGCAGAUCACCUCUCCGGAGCUUUCCCAGCAGAUCACCUCUCCGGAGCUUUCCCAGCAGAUCACCUCUCCGGAGCUUCCCCGGUAGAUCACCUCUCCGGAGCUUUCCCAGCAGAUCACCUCUCCGGAGCUUUCCCAGCAGAUCACCUCUCCGGAGCUUUCCCAGCAGAUCACCUCUCCGGAGCUUUCCCUAGCUCACCUUUCCAGGAGCGAGAGGAAGCGGUGGAGAAGGCAGAUGAGGAAAUCAAUGAGGAUGUGGAUGAUUAUGAGGAAGAGAAUGAGGACCAAGAAACAAAGGAAUUCAUCAAGUUGCCAGAGACCAUGGCAGUGACAAGUGCUGCUCCACACAUGGACGAGCUCCUGUCUGGAGCUGCAGAUUUUGGCAGCUCUGAUUGGCAAGGACAUGGCUUUGGAGAUAUGAGCAGCCAACAGGCAAGCGCUAUGAUUGAAGGAAUGACCAACCUGUUAGAAGACAACCAGAUGUCCACCAGUGAUAUGGAUGAAUUUGGCUUGAAAGUGGAGAAGAAAGAGGAACCAUUCAUGACCUCUCCAAGCGUCAAAACGUUUUAUGCUGAUGAAGAGGAGAAGAUUGUAGACAUGGAUGUUGGUUCAGAACAUGCUGAGAAACAGCACAAGGUUGGAGGAGAAGAGGAGGAGGAGGAGGAGGAGGAAGAUGACGAAGAUGUAGAAAUGGUCAGCGAGGGCAUGACGGAGAGCGGAUUGGAGAGCUGUGGAAACGUUGAAGCAGAUGAUUUCACAGAGGAUGUCCGCGGGGAAAACCUGAACUGCACAGCCCCGCAGCCCCCCAUCCCUCCAUCGACCGCGUGGGGUCAGACCAAUCCAUUCGGAGACCCCUGGGCUCAGCCACCCUCCAGCCUCUUCACGUCCAGCACCUCUCCUGACCCUGUAGCGGCUCAACCCGAGACCCCCACCAAGUCCCCUGCCCAGGCGUGGCUGGAGUUUAGCAGUCCCGCUCAGGCUCCCCACAGCGAUGAGCCCAUGCUGCGGAUGCCCGAAGAGCCGUCUGCCCCAGCUCUGGAGGAGAUGGAAGGCUCCAUGCCCGAGGACUUGGCCCCUCCAGCCGCCCCGGCUGUGGGCAUGUCUCAGUCCAGCACACUGAGCGGCACAGCACUGGCCGCUCACAGCAGCAGCGAGACCAGCACGCCCGAGGAGCUCCGCGAUUACGACAGCAGCUCUGGCGUGGAGUCGCGCUCAGACAAGCAGCAGACCCCCGUGCCCAUGGUCCAGCCCGACCUGGAGCAGGAUCUUGGCAUCCACCUGGAGCGAGGCGAUGGGGAGGAGGAGGAGGCCGAGACCCUCCCAGCCGACGAGGUCCUCGGAGGCCCGCCCACUGCGCCGGCGUCAGCUCCCUCUUCGGCAUCCACCUCUGGCGACGAGGCCAGCGACACGGAGGGUGAAAUGCAAAUCAACGACCCCGACGCGCCGGCCGAAGAUGACCACAUGGUAGCCUUCGACAGCCCACCACCGACCCGCAACCUCCCCAUGCUGGCUGAGGACGAAGAGGCCACAGAGGCCCAGAUAGGAGACGGCGCCGAGGAAGAUGGAGGCACACCUCAGUCCGCCAACUCGGUGGCGUCCUACGGCUUCGACUGCACCUCCAACUCCAACGCCCACUCCACAGCCGAAAGCUGCGGCAAGAGCCCUGGCAUCUUCUCCCUGGAGAACGAGGACCAGAUGACAGAGGAAGCCAAGGACCCCUCGCUCAUCAAGGAGCUGACCCUACCCUCGUCAGCAGCCGCCCAGGCAGAGGACCUACUGGGUGGACCCGUGGACCUGCUUCCCCUGGGCCAGCCCGGAGAGUCGCACGUCGACCUGAACGAGCAUCAGUACAUGCUCUGCGGCAAGACGGGCGCCGAUCUCCACCCGGAGGCCGACCCCUUGGAGGCCGACGCGCGCCACUCGUCCUCGCCGCUCCCAGGGGACGGCUCCGACGGCCAGCCGCCCUAUUAUUCCACCAUUUGCGAUAAGACUGAUAACUUUCUGGCAGGUAAUGUAUAAGCCCCUCCUCACCUGGAAUGCACCUUCUUCCCACCCCCACUUCCCUCCCCCGUGUUUGUGCUUUCUCAUGUUGGGGUAGAUCUCUUAGAGGAAAAGAGGGAAAAAAAAAAAACGGAGGGCAAAUGAUAGGAGGAAAAAAGGAGAAAGAGAAAGAAGGAUGGGGUGGAAAAAAACUGUAGAUAACUCAGAGCUGCCUCCUCCUUUCACACUACUAUUGUGGUCAUGGUUAUGCGUGUAUGGCUUACAUGUCUGUAUGUACUAUAGCUCCUAUCAUUUUCUAUUAGAAUGUACUUUUUAAAGUAACACUGCAUACCACCCUGAAUUUGCAUUGAUUGACUGAUUGAUUGUGUUGACACUCUUUUAAAGACAAAGAGGAACAAAAAAAUCUACAAAUGGGAUGGACUCUACCAACCAACCUUUGUAUUUAUCCUACUGUUUUUACCGAACAAAUGUUUUUUUUGUUUUUUUUUGUACCUGUUUGUUUCUAUUUUUGUUGUUGCAAAACUCCUGUCUUACCUUCCCUCUGUGCACACGCCACAUCUCUUGCACUAUAGAAUUUAGCCUUACCUUCCCUGUUAAGUUAGCUCCUUUUACAAGCUCUAACUCUUCUAGCAGUGAUUUUACAAUUAGAUAUUUAACACUCAGCUUCUAUCCUUGACGGUUUUUAUUUUUAUUUUUAUGAUAAUUAUAGAGGGAGGUCUUGUGGAUUGUUAGGAGAAACAUUUUUUUUUCUUAUCUUGGCCAUUAUACAGGAGUACUGCUUUGUGAAGGAUAGUUUACGAUUACAGGUAAUGUUUCAUAUCGCAUCUGUUUUAAGGUAUUUGGUUCAGAGUGGCUUCUCUUUGUACCUAAGUUAAAAAAAAGAAAAAAAUAACAAAAACGAACAAACAAAAAAAAAAGAACACCUGAUUUGGAUUUGUGAAAAUGUCUCCCCACUUCAUUUAUAUAUUUAAAGAUUAAAUAGUACUCCAAGCUCAGAGAUGUUCAGUGGUGUAAGAUUUUUGAAGGAGUAAUUUGCAUGUACAACUAACGAAAAACAAUUGUAAUUCUUUGGUUCAGACCAAAUGCGUUCAUCUAGGGGAUGUUCAUUAAAUGAAUGGUUCACACUAACAGAAGGGUUUUCAAAAUUUCAUUAAACAUCAUUGCAAGGCUA